Salvia splendens (bonfire salvia) is the source of this 1463-nucleotide messenger RNA. RefSeq names its product ammonium transporter 3 member 1. The transcript is spliced from 3 exons. The record is from RefSeq and is a predicted model, not a curated record. Gene Ontology annotation, biological process: ammonium transmembrane transport. Gene Ontology annotation, cellular component: plasma membrane. Gene Ontology annotation, molecular function: ammonium channel activity. Bases 205 to 1281 code for a protein of 358 amino acids. NCBI's taxonomy places the organism in Eukaryota, Viridiplantae, Streptophyta, Magnoliopsida, Lamiales, Lamiaceae.
UUCGAGCUAUUCCCAUUUGUUUCGAGCUAUGGUCGAGUUGUGUUGUUUUCCCUUUUCAUCCUCGCUUCUUUAAUCCUCCCCUAGUUGCGAUCAACCGUGUUUUCUAUCCUUAGAAAAUACGGGCGUGACAAGAAGUUCCUUAUUGGCCAGGCCAGCCUCCCCGCCACCCAGCACUACUACCGCAACGGCACAGUGGAGACCGCCAUGGCGACGCCCUUCUACCCGAUGGCGUCGCUUGUGUGGUACCAGGGCGUGUUUGCUGCCAUCACAGUUAUACUGGUGGCGGGGUCGUUGUUGGGGAGGAUGAAUAUCGGAGCGUGGAUGAUGUUCGUCCCGCUCUGGCUCACCUUCUCCUACACCGUAGGAGCUUUCAGCCUCUGGGGUGGAGGCUUUCUCUACCACUGGGGUGUCAUGGAUUACUCUGGUGGAUAUGUCAUCCACCUCUCCUCCGGUGUCGCCGGCAUCACGACUGCUUUUUGGGUAGGUCCUAGAACGAAGAUUGAUAGAGAGAGAUUUCCCCCAAACAAUGUGCUAUUAAUGCUGGCGGGGGCAGGGAUGCUGUGGAUGGGGUGGUCGGGGUUCAACGGCGGUGGGCCCUACAGCGCCAACAUAGACUCGUCGAUGGCGGUGAUCAACACCAACAUCUGCGCCGCCACCAGCCUCCUCGUGUGGACGUGGCUCGACGUCAUCUUCUUCGGGAAGCCCUCCGUCAUCGGCGCAGUUCAGGGGAUGAUCACCGGCCUUGUUUGCAUCACUCCGGGUGCAGGGCUUGUUCAAGGGUGGGCAGCCAUAGCAAUGGGAGUGCUCUCCGGCAGCGUGCCGUGGUUCACAAUGAUGGUUAUCCACAAGAAGUGGUGGCUCCUCCAGUCCAUCGACGACACCCUCGGCGUCUUCCACACCCACGCCGUUGCCGGCUACCUCGGCGGCAUCCUCACCGGCUUCUUCGCCGAGCCCGUCCUCUGCUCCCUCUUCUUGCCCGUCACCAACUCCCGUGGCGGCGUCUACGGCGGCGUUCAGAUCCUCAAGCAGAUCAUUGGUGGCGCAUUCGUCAUCGGCUGGAACAUCGUCGUCACCUCCAUUAUCUGCGUUGCGAUCGGCCUCAUCAUCCCGUUGCGCAUGCCCGAGGAGGAGCUGCUCAUCGGUGAUGACGCCGUGCACGGGGAGGAGGCCUAUGCUUUGUGGGGCGACGGGGAAAAGUACGACAACACCAAGCACAGUGGCACGUCGGACGAUCUCACGCCGCCGCACAAGGCGUCUAGCGAUGCUACGCAGGUGGUUUGACAAAGAGGUUUAUGUAUCAAUUUUAUACUUAUGCUUUGCUUCAUGUGUGUAUAUGAACCUUUUCGUUUCUUGGGUCAUAUUUAUGCCAUAGGUUUUUUUACACAAUUGUUAAUCCGUUCUUUAAUUGAAUUGUAUCCAUUUUAUACUUCAGCCUCAUUAUACUUCAGCCUCAAAUACCAAAA